GCUAUGCGAGCUCCGUAUUUCGCACGAAAUAACAGCAAAAUCGACACGUUGAGCUUUUGUAGUCUUUUCCAUCCGGUCAGACACUCUUUCACCGGCACAGUCUACUGUCCGGUUAGACUCUUCCACUCCGUUGACGGUAUCUUUCGUUGGGCAAAAGUGCUUUCUAUCUUUUCUUCAGAGAACGACCAAAACAGACUUUAUGAUUCGUUUUGAAAGGGCGGGCUGCGCCAUCCUACAUGUGCUCGCUCAGGCAACUUCAGCACGCUCCCAAAGCACACAUCCACCUCAUUCGCUUCUCGCUGCCGUAUUUCCCACUCUCGUUUCUUCUUCUCUUUUUUUUUCCAAUGCGAUGACGUUCCUCGUGUAGUCCACAGAGCUUUGCAGAUCUUUUUGCAAAAGAAAGGCUUCCGCUUUUUGAGACCGAAUAACACAGCACUGCUGUGCUCUAAUGCGCUUUCGUUGUGCUGCUCAUUGACCACAGAGACGUAUACAAAAAUGCUGCGGUUCUCUCGGCGAAUGCUGGUUUCAGCUGGUAGUGGACCCUUUGAUCCCUACAAGAUUCUCGGUGUCAAAGCUGAUGCGUCCAAGGACGAGAUCAAGAAGGCCUACCACCGGCUUGCCCUUCGCUUCCACCCAGACAGCGGGGCAGAGGGCAGCGCGGAGCGUUUUGCGGCGGUGAACGAGGCGUACGAGGCGGUGAAGGACGGGAAGUGGAGGCCGAGUGCGGAGCGGCAGCAGAAGUCGGCCGCGGACGGCGGCAGUGGCUGGAAUCCGAAGAUGCGGAUGUAUGUCUACGAGCAGCCCGGCUCCACGACGGAGGGCUAUGUGUCCGGCGACACGGAGAAGUACCUGCGCAUGUUCAUGGUCGGGUGCUUCUUGUUUGUGUUUAUUCGCUUUUCGCUGUUCUUUCUUCUUCCGGGAAAGAAGCGCGAGGAGGUGCCACUUGAGUCUCCCGGCACCGACGGGGUUGGGGGUAGCGCAGACGGUACGCUUGCCUCCUUUGACGGUCUGUCGUCAUCAGCCUCGCCGUUUCCUCCUCUCCCAGGUGGCGCUACGAAGGACUCUGUCCACCGUGACGAUGAGGCGGACUUUAAGUGGAACUACGACGCCCAACGUGCGCCAAUGCAGGAUCCUCUCUCGCAUCGGCAAUAG
Messenger RNA from Leptomonas pyrrhocoris, 1152 nucleotides. Its product is annotated as putative mitochondrial chaperone protein DNAj. The transcript has a single exon. Gene Ontology annotation, cellular component: endoplasmic reticulum. The coding region runs from base 496 to 1152 and encodes 218 amino acids. Gene Ontology annotation, molecular function: protein-folding chaperone binding; misfolded protein binding. The record is from RefSeq and is a predicted model, not a curated record. NCBI's taxonomy places the organism in Eukaryota, Euglenozoa, Kinetoplastea, Trypanosomatida, Trypanosomatidae.